AUGGCUUCGUAUCUGCAGAAACUGCGCCCCAAGUCUAAGCAGACCGACCCAGCCAAAUUCAGAGAGACAGUCGUUCAUAAUGCGCCCAAGACCGAAGAAGCGUCUAAACGUACAGGACCUGUCCCUUCACCACCGCCGGCACCAGCGAUCAGUGAGCCAGCAGAUGAGACUGGCGCAGAGCCUGUCUUGGACGAAGAAGACGAGAAGUUCCUCGAACGACUUGCCGCAAUUGCACAAGAACCAGAAGGCACCCCGCCGCCGCUCCCCGGUCGCACAGCCGUUGUGGUUGAUGAGAAUGGGCAGCAGAAGGUCGGCAAGGACGCACAGCAAGCGUUGAUGGAUGGUGCGGACAAGAUUGCACUUCCCAACAGCCCACCUGAGAAGAAGGCUUUUGCAUCAUACUUUGCGCUCCCCAAAUUCGGCAAGAAGGGCGACAAGGGCGACAAAGAGAAGGAUGCAUCGCCAAAGGACAAGAAGGGCAAAGCCAAGGUCACCGAAGCGGAGCGUAACGAACUCGCGGACAACCUCUUGGCUGCUGCCGCAGCUUCCAAAGCGGCUGAGCAAACCGAAGCCGAGAAGGAAACUCAGGACCUGACGAAGAUCUUGGAGGAACUGAACCUUUCCGCCGUGAACAACCGCGUUUUCUCCUUCAGCAAGGAAUCCGAAGAACUCCUCCAAAAAUUCACCCUCGUGCUCAAAGACAUUGUAAAUGGCGCACCAACUGCGUACAACGAUCUUGAAAAGCUUUUCACAGACUACGAUGGACAGCUGAAGAAGAUGUACGGUAGUCUACCGCCUUUCUUACAGAACUUCGUCAAGACGCUGCCAGCAAAGCUCACAGCAGGCCUUGGUCCGGAACUGCUGGCUGCGAGUGCAGAGAAGCCUGGCUUUGACGCAAAACAGCGUGCUGGCGGGGCGGGUAGCAAGAGCAAGAAGAGCAGACUACCAGGCGUACCCAAGAUCCCCAGCCUCAAGCAGCUCGUGUCUGCUCAAGGCGCGGUAGCUACAGCGCUCCGCAGUAUCCUCAACUUCCUGAAAUUCAGGUUCCCAGCUCUGGCCACAGGCACCAAUCUGAUCAUGAGUCUGGCCGUGAUGAUCCUCCUCUUCGUCUUCUGGUACUGCCACAAGCGCGGCCGCGAGACGCGUCUCGAGAAGGAGCGUCUGGCCGCCGACACCGCGUCGGCCGAAGCCUCGGGCACCUCAUCGGCCGUCGCCAGCGACGACGACUCUGUCUUCGGCGACAAGAAGCGACAGAAGACCAAGGCGACUUCCGAGCCCGUCCCAAGGGUCGAAGGCGAAGCCACCGAGCCUCUGAUUAUCAAGGACGACAAGGAAAAGGCUACGGUGCACGACUUACCGGAUGUCACGCAGCUGCCUGAUCCUGGCACGGCGCCGGAGAGGAGGUGA
Molecule: messenger RNA, 1407 nt
Organism: Ascochyta rabiei
Lineage: Eukaryota; Fungi; Ascomycota; Dothideomycetes; Pleosporales; Didymellaceae
Exons: 2
Coding region: 1-1407 (468 amino acids)
Source: RefSeq, a predicted model, not a curated record